AUGCCCGAGGAGCAGAAGAUUUUGAGGCUACAAGAUGUUUGGCGCACUUGUAAUAAAAUACGAGCGGCAAUAUUUCGCGUGGGUUUUAAUUUAUGGGAUUUUUAUAAAUCGCUAGAUCCUAAUAAUAAUUGUUUAAUAUCAGAAUCGAAAUUUAUUUCGGUAUUGGCUGGACAGCUGAAGGAUCAAAUUGGAUUAUCCGAAAAAGAAAUUUCUGAUUUGGCUGAUUACUUUCGUGUUCAAGAUGGUCGAAUAUUUUAUACACAGUUUUGCAACAUUAUUCACGAUUGCGUUCCUGAAUUCGAUAAAAAUAAGCCGCUUGUAACUGGUUUGGAAUGGGAAGAUCCGGAACACAUAAAUCGAAUAAGUGCGUCGGAACACCGACGAUUAUGUCUUAUUCUUACUCAGAUUGCCAUCCUUGUAAAUAAAAGGCGGCUUGUAUUGAGGCCUUAUUUUCAAGACUAUGAACUGAUCGUUAAAAAUAUCGGAACUGUAACUUUCACACAUUUUGGACGAAUUUUAAAAUUCCUAGGUAUUGUGCUUGCCUCUGAAGAGUUUUGUUUGCUUGUAAAAAGAUUCGCAAAAGAUGCUUAUACGAUUAAUUACGUGGCUUUCUUGAAGGCCAUUGACGAAAUCCAAUCUCACUUUGACAAACAUGGAAUGUUGGCUCUUGGUGGAGAGUUACUUGACCAAUUUCCUGGUCGAAUCAUCACGGCUGAAUUACCGAAACUUCCAAGACCGGAAAUUGGUAGACUCAUACCAAGCAAAGUAUUUGGAAAACAAACAGCAUUUCAUCCGGUGAUGAAUGAGCCGAAAGAUGCAAUGCCUUUGAUAGAAGUUGUCCAACGCAUUCAAAGACACAUUUUCGAAAAUCGAAUACGUAUUUCUGAAUUUUUUAAGAGCUUCGAUCCUUUGAAUGCGGGGAAAGUGACAAUUUCUCAGUUUAAGAGAGGAUUAGAUAGUCUUCAAAUUUCUAGUUUAGGACGUCUUUAUCUUGCGGAAACGGAAAUCGAUGGGCUUGUCACGCUUUAUAAAGACCCAAAUGAUCCAGAACGUAUGUGCUGGCGUACGUUUGAAGAUGAUAUUGAUAAAGUAUUUACUGUGAAGGAACUUGAGAAAUUGUCGAGUUUGAAAAUUAAAGCACCGCCAAAAGAAAUAGCGGAACUGAGUCGAAAAGGAGCGUUAAAUUGGCAAUCCGAACGAAAAAACAUAAGAGAUCUUUGUGAAGAAACAUUAUUAAAAAUUAGACACCGAGUCGAGGAGAGAAGAAUUUUAUUAAAACAAUUUUUUAAGGAUUACGAUAGACAUAAUAAGGGUCAUGUAUCGCGUUCGCAACUACGCCAAGUUUUAAGAACUGCGGCAGUGUUACUCUCUGAAGAAGAGGAAAUUGCAUUAGAGCAAAGGUAUAACAAUGAUUUAGGUUUUAAUUAUAAUUGGUUUUUGAUGGAAUUGGAGGCCCGAAAAGUCGAAGAGCCUUUGUACAACUCUGUAUUGCAAGAGAAGAAAACGAUCAACUCUGAAAAACGAACACCGGAAGCUACAGCUGAAGAAACAAACAUUGUUUUAAUUUUAGCAAAAAUCAAAGCUAAAGUUGUACGCGAAAGAGUGAGGGUUAUCGAAUUUAUGCGUCAAUACGACGUUCAUAAUGAACAAGUUAUAAAAAGAACGGAGUUUCUACGAGGAUUGGAUCAACUACGAUGUAAUUUGACCUGCGCAGAAAUGGAAACAAUUAUAAAAGUUUUUCAAGCGCCUUUAAGGUCAAAUUACGUUAAUUACGUUAAAUUUGGAGAAGUGGUCGAGGAAGCUGUUGCUAUGGGAAGUUUAGAGAGAGCCCCACUUUUAGUGCCUGUACAACAUGUGCCCCCGGAAGCUACUCCCAAAACAUUCUUAAAUUUCGAUGAAAGGCAUAUGGUUACAACGGCAGUGGACAAGCUGAGUAGAGUGCUGCAACCAAAUCUCGAGGAGUUAUUUAAGGAUUAUGAUAGAGAAAAUAUCGGAACGGUUUCAAAAGAGUGUUUGUUAAAAGCUUUAUCUGUCAGGCAUAUGUUACAAUUAAUCAGUAACAGAGAAUUGGAUGUCAUGCACAAAUGCUUUGCUGUGGAAAGAGGUGGCCGUUUGGAAAUUGAUUAUCGAGCAUUUCUGCGCGCUUUAUAUCUGAUGCGAGAAAAUAGGAAGCAUCUACCUUUCUAG
Molecule: messenger RNA, 2187 nt
Organism: Habropoda laboriosa
Lineage: Eukaryota; Metazoa; Arthropoda; Insecta; Hymenoptera; Apidae
Exons: 12
Coding region: 1-2187 (728 amino acids)
Molecular function (GO): calcium ion binding
Source: RefSeq, a predicted model, not a curated record